Messenger RNA from Phaeodactylum tricornutum CCAP 1055/1, 1193 nucleotides. RefSeq lists its product with no specific name. Gene Ontology annotation, cellular component: nucleus. The transcript has a single exon. Bases 1 to 969 code for a protein of 322 amino acids. Lineage: Eukaryota; Bacillariophyta; Bacillariophyceae; Surirellales; Neidiaceae. The record is from RefSeq and is a predicted model, not a curated record.
AUGCCGGAUGCCAAGAGGAACACUACAGCGUCUUCUUCGGAAGAAGAAUCGUCUUCGGACGACGACAGUUUGGCAUUGGAAGGGGUCGUUGCCCGGCAUCCUGACGCCCCCUCCUCGUCGGACGAUGACGACGAAGGAGAAGAAGAACCUUGUGAGCCCACGGCUGACGAAACGGCCAAUCAAAAAGACUUUGGCACUGACAAACGCAAGGGAGCAACGACAAGGUCGUCCAAAGUUCCACCACCCAAGCGGAAAAAAUCCAACGAAUCCGAAACAAUGCAAGUCGAAUUUACCUUUCACGAUAUGGACGACAAGUUCUUUCACGGACUCAAAUCCCUCCUCCACAACAGCUGCACCACUUACCAACCACAUUCGUCGGAGCUGGUAGACUUGAUGAUAAACAAUAUUGCCGUGGGGACCGUCCUGUCGACACAAGGCGAUACGGAGAAUAACGUCUACGGCUUUGCCUCUGUCCUCAACAUUACCGAGCAUCAGCAAUCGCCCGCCAUACAGCAGCUUCAACGAUUUUGUCUCGACGGAUGCCCGGCCGAUCGGAGUGCAGAACUAGAGGUCGUCUUGUCGGGAAAAACCAAACGGCCCGCCGGCUUUGUCUUGCACGGUCGCAUGCUCAAUCUGCCUUUGGAAAUUGUCGAAGUCUUGCAGCAGCAACUCGUCUUGGAUAUGGAUUGGGCCGUCGAACACGCCGAGGGCGGUGUUGACGCGCGCAAAGCCCUCGACUUUGGAGUCUUUCUCCGACUCGCUCCCUGUCAAAAGGACAACACGGGAGCACUGGUCUAUCGCUUUUUUGACGACGAAGUGUUGGCGGGCCAAGCAGACUUUAGUUUCCUGGUGGAAGCUCCCGCCAGCUAUUCCAAGGAAGACAAAAAUUACGUAUCCGUGAUUGUUCUCACCAAAACAGGACACCGUGCCGCCAUGAAAGAUCUAGCCAAGCUCAUUCACGGAAGAUGAAGGCAUGAUCAUGCAACGUGUCUUGUUCAUGAAUGAGGGACACGCUCCCUUUAUCGAUAGCCAAUACCCUACACCGACAAACCGUAAAACCAAGUUUUUUACAAAAUUGUACCGCAUACACGUUGUUUCUGUUUGGACAAAGUUCAGCUACGAUUCAGAGUUUAACAAUAAAUUCGUACAAUUCGCGGAUUCCUCUCUACUGCCCAUCAAACUAAUUCCAUAUU